AUGUACAUUCAGAACAGGAUUCGGGUAAAAUUUCGCAACAAAACUUACACGUACCGUGACCUCUGUCUUCGAUGGAAAAAGAAAGGGUGUCCUGGAAAUGGACACAUCCAGGUCAUCUCCGAGCUUUACAACCACGGCAUUAACAUCACCUAUCCGACGAGCGGUUACAUUGGUGCUGGCCUGGGAGGCGUUUCCUUGAGCAAGGACGACAACGGUACCGUAAUUCUUGCGGCAGCUCGAGCAUGGCUAUUGGUUUAUCAGCUAAAGUUUUUCCCUGUUAACGUUUCCUACGUGUCGGGAAUUUGGGAGAAGUCUUUCAAGAUGCACAUGGACCAUUAUCCGGUAGACCCGUACAUUUCCAUCACGUAUUUCCACUCACAAACUUUGGCCGAGGAGCUGAAACGAAACGCGGACAGCUUGGUUCCCAGAUUUAUCGCUGCUUUUGUUAUUCUUGUCGUCUUCGCCGUAAUCUGCUCGCUGGUCACAAUCAAAGGAACCUUCUACGUUGAUUGGGUUCUGUCGAAGCCGAUUCUCUCAGUACUGGGAGUGGCAAACGCUGGUAUGGGAAUUGCGAGUGCUAUGGGAGGACUGGUACUUCUGGGAGUACAGUAUAACGACAUAGUGGCUGUGAUGCCCUUUCUUGUUGUUGCUGUGGGCACGGAUAACAUGUUUUUGAUGGUAGCUGCAGUAAAAAGGACUUCACGGAUCCUUCCAGUCGAAAAACGUAUUGGCGAGUGUAUGUCCGAUGCUGCAGUGUCCAUACUCAUCACAGCACUCACCGGUGAGCUCUUCACUUCUGAGUCUUUUCUUCAGUUACAGGGUUAUCCGAAGCAAUAG
Molecule: messenger RNA, 837 nt
Organism: Cooperia oncophora
Lineage: Eukaryota; Metazoa; Nematoda; Chromadorea; Rhabditida; Trichostrongylidae
Source: the annotation of a GenBank genome assembly